Molecule: messenger RNA, 2322 nt
Organism: Orbilia oligospora ATCC 24927
Lineage: Eukaryota; Fungi; Ascomycota; Orbiliomycetes; Orbiliales; Orbiliaceae
Exons: 4
Coding region: 1-2322 (773 amino acids)
Source: RefSeq, a predicted model, not a curated record
AUGGCGCAUGCUACAACCGCGUCGGCCUCCUCACAAACUCACUCCGCUGUCGACACUCGCCUCAAAGAACUCAAACAAAAAUUCCUUCCAGAUUAUCCCCUCCGUCUCACCCAGGCAAACGAAAACACGGAUGCUAGAAGACACCAGGGUACCUGUAAAUAUUGCUAUCAAAACAAAGACACCUGCUUUUGUUAUGCCCACCACACGUUCUUAUCACGAGAGGAGAUGACAACCUACCCGGACAGGGCCACGAGCUUGGACAAUGCCCUUCCUUCUAAAUCAACUUCCUCCAAGCAAGGAGCCGCUCCCGCUUCGUUACUGGGCGCCACACCAGCGUCGCGUACCGGAAAAAAGCUCACCUUGAGCGAAUAUAAGAAUAAAAAGCGAAUGCAAGAUGGGGCCCCCGGUGCCGGCCAUUCUUCGACGCCCAAAGAUGCUCCAUCACCGGCCGAAGCUACCAUAUCCAAAGACCAAUCCGCCAAAUCCAAACCUACUCAAUCCAACACUCAUACCCUCUCUGACUCUCUAGGUGGCCACCCUGACAAUGACAGACCGACCAAGAAGCUAAAAACUUCAAAUAACGCCGAUUCGCCAGCCUUGAACGUAUCUUCCAAAAACACACACCCUCGAUCUCCGUCGAAGCGACCACCGACGAAUGACGAACCUGUACCAAAUCCCGAGAAAAAAACCUCGAAAACACAAGCACUCAAAAGGGAAGCUGCAAAUCCCCGCCAUAAAUCCCCUCCGGUAACCUCCAAAGACAAUGUCAAGCAUCGACGUUCACCGAGCCCCCCAGAUAGGCCUCGUGGAAGGCCGACUAAGAAAGAGGAGCGUGAAUCACGGAAACCCGAACGGCAUGCCGCUAAAGACAAUCCUCGGCCACCCGUACUACCAAAGAUGCUUAGCCCUCUCCCCGAAGAGAUCAAUCGGCUUGUUGACGAGUGGGAGCAGGAAAGGAAGAAGGACACAGACUGGAAUUCCAUGGACGACGAACCGCCGAAGCAUUCGAAAAAGGGUCUGGAGAAGUCGCUUUCACAUGCCUCAUCAAAAAGCUCCAAGCUGGAUAGUGAUAGCCGACCUUCAAAGGCCGACCGUAGGGUGGACAGACUAGAACCGAGUGAACGGGAUACAGAAACUCGAAGUCGGUCCCCGAGAAUUGGUUUCAAGGUCCCAGCAAAACGUCCCCCGGCAGACAUGGUGCUACCAAAACCUAAACGGCAUGUGGUCCGUCUUCAAUACGGUGUUCAUAAUGUGGACAGGGUUACGGAUAUACUGGAAUCAGAUGUCGACCAAGGGAGAGGCUCCAAGUACGUGAGGGAAGACAGCUAUCUUACGGACCAAACAUCAGAGAGGGGGACAGCUAGGGACAGAUCGCCCCACCUCCCGACACGGGUAUCCAUCAAUAAUCUGAAAUCGGCACCCGGUGUUAAGAACGCUGUGAAUGGAAAGAUCGCGACCCCGACUAGACGACUUGCUUCAUCUUCUGAACGACCAAGGUCCACCGAACGGGAACCAAAACCCCGGCAGUCAGUAGAAUCGCCCGAAGGCCCAGAAUCUGGUGGAUCUGGUGAUUAUGACGUGCUCAAGAAAGAGGCCGCCAGAUUUUUGGACCUUGGUAUCAAACUCAAACACAAAGCGGAUGGCGCCCUCGGAGUUAAAACUUCCAGUGAAGAGCAGAAUCUUAGAAAUGCAUCAAUAUACGCAUGCCAUUCUGUAAUUGCAUACUUUCUUUCGUUCGGACUCGAGGACGAAGCUCGGAGGAGAGACAACCGUUCCAGUACAUCCGAGGGCUGGAGGGGGGUACUAGCCUACAUAGAAUUUCUCCUUAACAGCAGGCUCAGGGCUAAUACGGAACUACAUGCGCUACUUUAUCAAAUGGGUGGCGUCUGCAGUGAACGAGUAUCGGCGUAUGAACAACAGCGUUUUAUGUCAAUAUCGCUUGCAGACCCAACACGUCUGACUGACGGCAACAGAAAGGAAUUCUUAGACUCUAUCAAACGGAGCAGGAACGGCCUUAUUCAGAUUCUACAAAAAAACCAGGAUUGGUGGAAACUAGGUCAUCAACGACUACCCUGGUCCAAAAUCGAAGCGGAUUACAGGAAGACAUGGUCCAAACGCUCGCCGCGUGUUCCCGGGAGUAAAUCGUUGGUUCCUAGUCACUACUUGACACCAUAUUAUUUACCCUUAUACUCCGGCAGCUCUGCUUUUGAGGCAGCUAGCUUUGCUUGGAUGGUUACCCAGGAGUGGGCAUAUAAGGCGGACUUCUCGCUUGACACUGGGCUCGCUCUUACUUGGCCAAAGAAGGACAGCCGUAACGCAUAA